Salvia miltiorrhiza (redroot sage) is the source of this 1963-nucleotide messenger RNA. RefSeq names its product linalool synthase Tps-5042L13, chloroplastic-like. The transcript has 7 exons. NCBI's taxonomy places the organism in Eukaryota, Viridiplantae, Streptophyta, Magnoliopsida, Lamiales, Lamiaceae. Gene Ontology annotation, molecular function: magnesium ion binding; terpene synthase activity. Bases 24 to 1796 code for a protein of 590 amino acids. Gene Ontology annotation, biological process: diterpenoid biosynthetic process. The record is from RefSeq and is a predicted model, not a curated record.
CAGAAAAACUAAUAAUCAUAAAUAUGUCUACCACUAGCUUGCGUACACCCAUCCUUAGCAUGCCGGAAAUUCAUCUCCACAAGUUGGAGAGGAGAGCUUCAAAGGCGUGUGGUGUCUGUUGUACUGCUCGCCUCCAGGUUUCCUGCUCCUCGCCACUACAAGCUCAUCCAAUCCGACGAUCUGGAAACUACAAGCCUUCCCUUUGGGAUUUCACUCACAUUCAAUCUCUCAACACUCACUAUAAGGAAGAGAGCCACUUGAAUCGGGAGGCAGAGCUGAUUCUGCAAGUGAAGAUGUUGCUGCAGGACAAAAUGGAGGCUGUUGAGCAGUUGGAGUUGAUUCACGACUUCAAAUACCUGAGACUCUCCUAUUUUUUCCAACAAGAGAUUAAGCAGAUAUUAAACCUUAUAUAUAUUACGCACACAUGUUUCCACGAUAAUAAAACAGAAGAAAAGGAUUUGUAUUUCACAGCUCUCGGAUUCAGAAUCCUCAGACAACAUGGUUUUAAUGUUUCGCAAGAGGUAUUUGAUUGUUUCAAGAACGAGAGGGGUAGUGAUUUCAAGGAAAGCCUUGCUCAAGAUACAAAAGGAAUGCUACAACUUUAUGAAGCAUCUUUCCUUUUGAGAGAAGGUGAAGAGACACUUGAGCUUGCAAGACAAUUUUCCACAAAAUGUCUGCAAAGGAAGCUUGAGGAAGGUGGUGAUGAGAUUGACAUUAAUCUAAUAUCGUGGAUUCGCCAUUCGUUGGAGAUCCCGCUUCAUUGGAGGACACAAAAUCUAGAGGCAAGAUGGUUUUUAGAUGCCUACGCGAGGAGACCCGACAUGAAUCCAAUCGUUUUUGAGCUCGCCAAACUAGAUUUCAACAUUGUUCAAGCUACACAACAACAGGAACUGAAAGAUAUCUCAAGGUGGUGGAAUAAUUCAUGCCUGGCUGAGAAACUCCCAUUUGUGAGGGAUAGGCUGGUGGAAAGCUACUUUUGGGCAAUUGCACUAUUUGAGUCUCAUGAAAAUGGUUAUCAUAGAAAAACUGCUGCCAAGAUUAUUACUCUAAUUACAGCUCUAGAUGAUGUUUACGAUAUCUACGGUACACUAGAUGAACUUGAACUGUUCACAGACGCAAUUCGAAGAUGGGAUACUGAAUCAAUGAACCAACUUCCUUAUUACAUGCAACUGUUUUAUUUCGUAAUCUACAACCUUGUUUCCGAGAUGGCAUAUGACAUUCUUAAAGAACAAGGUUUCAUCAGUAUCCCAUAUCUACAGAAAUCGUGGGUGAAUUUGGUUGAAGCAUAUUUACAGGAGGCAAAGUGGUACUACAGUGGAUAUAUACCAAGCAUGGAAGAAUAUCUCAACAACUCCAUGAUUUCGAUAGGGGCUCCUACAGUAAUAUCCCAAGUUUUUUUUACAUUAGGUACCUCCAAAGGGAAACCUGUGGUGGAGAGCUUCUUCAAAUACAACCACAUAUUUCGCCUUUCAGGAAUGCUUGUACGCCUUCCUGAUGAUCUGGGAACAUCACGGUUUGAGAUGAAGAGGGGUGACGUGGCAAAAUCAAUCCAGUGCUACAUGAAGGAGCGGAAUGGUAGCGAGAAAGAGGCGGAAGAGCACGUGAGAUUUAUGAUCCGGGAGGUGUGGAAGGAGAUGAACACGGCCACAGCCACAGCCGCGGCGCCGCAUGAUUUGGUCGAGACUGCUGCUAAUCUUGGAAGAGCGGCGCAGUUUAUGUAUCUGGACGGAGAUGGUAACCACUCAAAACUACAUCAACGGAUUGCCAGCCUGCUCUUUCACCCAUAUCUCCUCUGAUGUUUUCAUUACAGGAUAUGCAUAGAAAUCUAUCAUUGUUUGUAUAUUACACUUUUAAUUAAGUCGCGGGGGAAGGGAUGCUACGAAUUAAACCCUACCUUUCUGUGUAACACAGGAUUUUCACCACUCUAUCUGUACUUUGUAGGUUAUAUUACAUUUCAGUCUCA